Messenger RNA from Durotheca rogersii, 858 nucleotides. Its product is annotated as putative methylase. Bases 1 to 858 code for a protein of 285 amino acids. Gene Ontology annotation, cellular component: eRF1 methyltransferase complex. NCBI's taxonomy places the organism in Eukaryota, Fungi, Ascomycota, Sordariomycetes, Xylariales, Xylariaceae. The record is from RefSeq and is a predicted model, not a curated record. Gene Ontology annotation, molecular function: nucleic acid binding; S-adenosylmethionine-dependent methyltransferase activity; protein methyltransferase activity. Gene Ontology annotation, biological process: methylation. The transcript has a single exon.
AUGCUCCCGACGCCCGACACCUCGCACGUGCCGUACGAGCGGGUGUACGAGCCGGCGGAGGACUCGUUCCUGCUGCUCGACACGCUGUCGUCGGCGGGGGAGACAGCCUUCCUGCGGUCGCGGUUCGGGGGUUCCGCGCCGGCGUCCUCCCCCGCGCGCGUGCCGCUCGUGCUCGAGGUCGGGUGCGGGUCGGGCGUGGUCGUGGCCUUCGUCAACGCGCACGCGGGCGCGCUGUUCGGCACGCCGGACGUGCUCGCCGCCGCCGUGGACCUGAACCCGCACGCGUGCCGGGCCACGCGGGAGACGGUGCGCCGCGCCGCGGCCGCCGCCGCCGCCGACGCUUCUUCUGCUCCCUGCUCCUCCUCCUCGUCCCCCGGCGGCAGCGGCACCUUCCUGGGCGCCGCGCGCGCCGACCUCGCGUCGCCGUUCCGCGACCGCUGCGUCGACGUGCUGGUCUUCAACCCGCCGUACGUGCCGACGCCGAGCCUCCCGUCGCCCCCCGCUCCCGGAGCGCCGGGCCCGUCGUCCUUCGACGACGACGCCUACCUCCUGGCGCUGUCGUACGCCGGCGGCCGCGACGGCAUGGAGACGACCGAGCGCCUGCUCGCGGCGCUGCCGCGCGCGCUCGCCCCCCGCGGCUGCGCCUACGUCCUGCUGUGCGCGCAGAACCGCCCCGACGCCGUCAAGGCCCGCGCCCGCGCCCUCGGCCCCCGCUGGCGCGCCGACACCGUCGCCACCAGCGGCAAGCGCGCCGGCUGGGAGAGGUUGCAGGUCGUCAGGAUAUGGACCGACGAGGAGCGAGGCCCGGACGGAGGAGGAGAAGCAGAAGCAGAAGCAGAAGCGGUGCCGGCGGGAUGA